GAGGCGGAGUUUUCCAUCCUGGACGAGGCGCAAGUUGUGGCCACGCAGAUGCGGCGGCUGGCGGCGGAGGAACUGGGGGUCGUCACCAUGCAGCGGAUAUUCAACUCCUUUGUGUACACAGAAAAAAUCUCAAAUGGAGAAAGUGAAGUUCAGCAGCUGGCAAAAAAAAUCCGUGAGAAGUUUAACCGCUACUUGGAUGUGGUGAAUCGUAACAAACAGGUAGUGGAAGCAUCAUAUACGGCUCAUCUGACCUCGCCCUUGACUGCAAUCCAAGACUGCUGUACUAUUCCACCCUCUAUGAUGGAGUUUGAUGGGAAUUUUAACACUAAUGUUUCCAGAACUAUUAGCUGCGAUAGACUGUCUACGACUGUUAAUAGCAGAGCCUUCAAUCCUGGACGUGAUUUAAACUCUGUUCUUGCUGACAACCUGAAAUCUAACCCUGGAAUUAAGUGGCAGUAUUUUAGUUCAGAAGAAGGUAUUUUCACUGUUUUUCCUGCACACAAGUUCCGGUGUAAAGGCAGCUAUGAGCACCGCAGCAGGCCUGUCUAUGUCUCUACGGUCAGACCCCAGUCCAAGCACAUAGUUGUCAUUGUGGACCAUGGGGCCUCAGUCACAGAGACACAGCUUCAGAUUGCCAAGGAUGCUGCUCAAGUGAUUCUGAGUUCUAUAGAUGAACAUGAUAAGAUCUCUGUGUUAACCGUGGCAGACACAGUAAGAACCUGCUCACUGGAUCAGUGCUAUAAGACAUUUCUGUCUCCUGCCACUAGUGAGACAAAAAGGAAGAUGUCCACCUUCGUUAGCAGUAUAAAGUCAUCUGACAGCCCUACCCAGCAUGCGGUAGGAUUUCAAAAGGCAUUUCAGUUGAUACGAAACACAAACAAUGGCACAAAACUCCAAGGAAAUACAGAUAUGGUCAUAAUUUACCUCUCGGCUGGGAUUACUUCAAAAGAUUCCUCAGAGGAUGAUAAAAAGGCUACUCUGCGUGUCAUCAAUGAAGAAAAUAGUUUCCUCAAUAACUCAGUAAUGAUUCUCACUUAUGCACUUAUGAAUGAGGGAGUGACCGGUUUAAAAGAACUGGCGUUUCUCCGAGAUCUGGCAGAGCAGAACUCUGUGAAGUAUGGAGUGCCUGAUCGAAUUGCCUUGCCUGUGAUCAAGGGGAGCAUGAUGGUCUUAAACCAGCUGAGUAACCUGGAAACCACAGUUGGUCGAUUUUACACUAACCUCCCCAACCGAAUGAUUGAUGAAGCCGUCUUCAGUCUGCCCUUCUCAGAUGAAAUGGGAGAUGGUCUGAUAAUGACUGUAAGUAAACCAUGUUACUUCGGAAACCUGCUGCUAGGGAUUGUUGGUGUGGAUGUUAACCUUGCAUAUAUCUUGGAGGAUGUCACCUAUUACCAAGAUUCUUUGGCCUCAUACACGUUUCUCAUCGAUAACAAAGGGUACACGCUUAUGCAUCCAUCCCUUACAAGGCCUUAUUUGCUGUCUGAACCACCACUUCACACAGACAUCAUACAUUAUGAGAACAUUCCCAAAUUUGAAUUGGUCCGCCAAAACAUCCUUAGCCUCCCUUUGGGCAGUCAGAUUAUUACAGUCCCAGUGAACUCCUCACUGUCUUGGCAUGUAAACAAACUGAGAGAAAUUGGAAAAGAAGCCUACAAUGUCAGUUAUGCCUGGAAAAUGGUUCAGGACACAUCCUUCAUUCUGUGUGUAGUGGUGAUUCAGCCAGAAAUACCAGUUAAACAGCUCAAGAAUCUCAACACUGUCCCUAGUAGCAAGCUGCUGUAUCAUCGCCUGGAUCUACUGGGCCAGCCCAAUGCCUGUCUGCACUUCAAGCAGCUGGCAACAUUAGAAAGUCCUACAGUCAUGCUAUCUGCUGGUAGCUUUUCUUCUCCUUAUGAACAUCUGAGCCAACCUGAGACGAAACGGAUGGUGGAACACUACACAGCAUACCUCAGUGACAACACCCGGCUUAUUGCUAAUCCUGGACUUAAAUUCUCUGUCAGAAAUGAAGUAAUGGCUACCAGUCACGUCACAGAUGAAUGGAUGACACAAAUGGAAAUGAGUAGCUUGAACAGUUACAUUGUCCGCCGUUACAUAGCAACGCCCAAUGGGGUGCUCAGAAUUUAUCCUGGUUCUCUCAUGGACAAAGCAUUUGAUCCCACUAGGAGACAAUGGUACUUGCAUGCAGUAGCUAAUCCAGGCCUAAUUACUUUCACCGGUCCCUACUUAGAUGUUGGAGGAGCUGGUUAUGUUGUUACAAUCAGCCACACAGUUCAUUCUUCCAGUGCACAGAUGUCUUCAGGGCAUUCUGUGGCGGUGAUGGGCAUUGACUUUACUCUGAGAUACUUUUAUAAGGUUCUAAUGGACCUGCUACCAGUUUGUAACCAGGAUGGAGGCAACAAAAUAAGAUGUUUUAUCAUGGAAGAUAGAGGAUAUCUUGUGGCACACCCAACCCUUAUUGAUCCUAAAGGUCAUGCUCCAGUAGAACAGCAGCAUAUCACACACAAGGAACCAUUGGUAGCAAAUGACAUUUUGAAUCACCCAAACUUUGUGAAGAAAAACCUUUGCAACAGUUUCAGUGACAGAACAGUUCAACGGUUUUAUAAAUUUAAUACCAGCCUUGUGGGUGAUCUGACAAACCUUGUGCAUGGCAGCCACUGUUCUAAAUACAGACUGACAAGAAUACCUGGAACCAAUACCUUUGUUGGAAUAGUCAACGAAACAUGUGACUCGCUUGCUUUCUGUGCCUGUAGUAUGGUAGACAGGCUCUGUCUGAACUGUCACAGAAUGGAACAAAAUGAAUGUGAAUGCCCUUGUGAGUGCCCUCUGGAGGUCAAUGAAUGUACUGGCAACCUUACCAAUGCAGAGAGCAGGAAUCCUAGCUGUGAAGUCCAUCAAGAGCCAAUGACUUUCACAGCAAUUGAUCCUAGCCUGCAGGAUGCUCUUCCGCAAUGUAUUAACACCCGGUGCAACCAGAGAAUGGAGAGCGGAGAUUGCUUUGGUGUCUUGGACUGUGAGUGGUGUAUGGUGGACAGUGAUGGAAAAACCCACCUGGAUAAACCUUACUGCGCACCUCAGAAAGAAUGCUUCGGUGGCAUUGUGGGAGCAAAAAGCCCCUAUGUGGAUGAUAUGGGAGCAAUAGGAGAUGAGGUGAUAACAUUGAACAUGAUAAAAAGUGCGCCAGUCGGUCCAGUAGCUGGAGGUAUUAUGGGGUGCAUUAUGGUGCUAGUUCUGGCAGUGUAUGCAUAUCGCCACCAGAUCCAUCGGAGGAGUCACCAGCACAUGUCACCUCUUGCUGCACAGGAAAUGUCAGUGCGUAUGUCCAACCUGGAAAAUGAUAGGGAUGAGAGAGAUGAUGACAGCCAUGAAGACAGAGGAAUCAUCAGCAACACUCGGUUUAUAGCGGCAGUAAUUGAGCGACACGCGCACAGCCCAGAGCGCAGACGUCGGUACUGGGGGCGAUCAGGAACGGAGAGCGAUCAUGGCUACAGCACCAUGAGUCCUCAGGAAGACAGUGAAAACCCUCCAUGUAACAAUGACCCAUUAUCAGCUGGUGUUGAUGUUGGCAAUCAUGAUGAAGAUUUAGACCUGGACACGCCGCCCCAAACAGCUGCACUUCUAAGUCACAAGUUUCACCACUACAGGUUGCACCACCCUACUCUCCAUCACAGCCAUCACUUACAGGCUGCGGUCACAGUACACACUGUGGAUGCAGAAUGCUAAUGAACUUCAUUCUUUGCGGAGAAAAAACAAAAGAGUUUGCGAACAAUGAAUCCAUGCAGAAAUGGGCAGCCUUGGGCUCGUGCUCUUUGCCAGGAGCAGUUUAACCACCUUUCUGAGUGAACUAUUCCAUGUAAAACCCUUACAUAUUACAAAAAGUAAGGUUGGCUCUGAAAUGGAAGGGAAACGAGCUUGAUGAAUGGACCUGCCAUAACAUUUAAUAAAAUGGAGCAGGAGGUAUGCUAGGCCUCCAAAAACAGGGAUAAACGUUUACACAGUAACUGAAGUUUUGGAAACCCUGUUAAGUCGAGCCAAGAGAGAAGAGAGCUCAAAGAAGCUGGAGAUGUUUUGCUUUCCUUAACUGGAAGAGGAGAAAUCUGUGCAGCCAGAGACAAAGGAAGUGCUGGAUACAGAAAUAAGGAUUCUUUUUAUGUUGGUUUCUGUUUCAUUUUUAGAAAGUAUGCUGCUCUGACAAUUGCUGUAUGGGAUCUGGAACAAUGCAUCUCAAGAUUUUUAAGUAAAGGAUUAUUUUUCUACUAUUUAUUGAACUUGAAGCAUUUUUUAACUUUGGGGGGGAAAGGCAAAACACGUUAGCAAUUAUCGACAAGUGCAGCAUACGUUCUGUGUGACGGAAGUGGUUUUUCCAAGGAAGACAUUUGUUUCUCAUUAACUGAUAAUCAUCCACAGCCCCACUUUGCAAAAAAAAGGGAAAAUGAAGACACCAUUUCUGACUUGUUUACAUUUGCUUUUUCACAAUUGUUUUGUGUAAAUUUUGCAAGCUGACUUGUGAUACAAAUUUUUUUAGAAUAUGAAGAAGAGGGAUCCUUUGCUUCCCUAAAAAAGCGCUGAUGAUUCUCACUUUGUCUUCCUGUAUUGACACUUGUGACCACUCUUAGAUUCCCUUCAUGGAAGGAAGACAGGGUUUAAAUAGUGUUUACUAUCAGAGAAUUUAAAGAUUCAGUAUGUCCCAUUUUUUAUUCUCUUUAGAACGUUGGCAAAAUUAGAACAAAAAAGCACAAACUGUGCUUUGUAAAAUUCAGGAUAUUCUGGGAAAUACCUUUUAAAAUUUUAAUUAUUAGCUGCUGCUGUUUGUCUGGAAUUUAACACUGCUUGGUGGUUCAUACAGGGAUUAAUCAAGUCUUUCUGAUACCACAUGGGGCAUCAUAAUUUUAAAUUAGUUUUAAAUCACAGUGUUGUAUUUUAGAUUCACAUUUUGUGAUUAAAAUGUUAUAAAAACAUUCUUGCACUGUGCAUAUGAUAAACAUCCAUUUAUUUGUAGUUUUUUUAAAGAUCGCUAAAUACUGUUUUAAUGAAUAGGGUACUUAAUACUGUAUUAUGUA
Molecule: messenger RNA, 5057 nt
Organism: Gavialis gangeticus (Gharial)
Lineage: Eukaryota; Metazoa; Chordata; Crocodylia; Gavialidae
Gene: CACHD1
Product: cache domain containing 1
Exons: 27
Coding region: 49-3720 (1223 amino acids)
Cellular component (GO): voltage-gated calcium channel complex
Molecular function (GO): voltage-gated calcium channel activity
Source: RefSeq, a predicted model, not a curated record